AGAAAAAUGUCAUAAUAUUAUGAACAACAACCAAAAAAAGCCCAAACAUCCAUCCAUCCAUCUUAUCCUCAUUGGGGUCCUGCUGGAGCCUAUCCCAGCUGGCGGGGUACACCCUGCACUGGUGGCCAGCCAAUGGCAGGGCACAUACUGCACACGUGUCGACAGACAAGCGUUCACUCUCACAUUCACACCGAUGGACAAUUUACAAGCUAACUGCAUGUUUUUGGAAUGUGGGAGGAAGUCGGCGUACCCGGAGAAAACGCACGCACGCACGCACGCACGCACGCACGCACGGGGAGAAAUGGUUUCACUUCAUUCUCGUAACAUUGUAACUUUUUCCGGAACCUACAUUUCCAAAAUUACAAGUCUAUUCAUGAUUUGGUUUGUCUUUCAGAAUAUUCCAUCUUUGUAAAUAUUUAUUAUACUUUUCCAUCACGACAACCUUUUUUGUGUUAGAUUUUUUUUCUCCUUAAAAUCUUGACUUUAUUCUUGGAAAAUGACUGUGGAUGUUUCCAUAUUUGUUGUUGGGGUUUUUUUCUUGUUAAAUUGUAUUUUUUUAAAUGUGCUGCGGGCCAAUAAAAUGAAAAAAGGCCCCCAGGCCGCACUUUGGACACCCCUGCUUUAAUAAAUAGAUAUUUUAAUAAUCCCCUUGGGGAAAUUCAGGCAUCCCUAUGCCUCUAUUUAAUGACACAUUUCCACAAAAUAGCAUAGACAUUGACCACACUUUAUUAAGAUGUGUAGCGAAGCCUGCUUCGUCACAAAACUGUCCUCUGGAGCGGUGGCCGUAUACAGUACACGGGGCGGGUCAAGGACGCCUAACAUGACGUUUUCUUUUUCCGACGUGUCCGUUUUAGUUUUCUGGUUGUCUUUCCCCGUCGCGGGCAGACUGGCGCCUGCCGGGCUGCCUGGGACAGCCUGAGUGCCACCAUGAAGAUGAGCUUCCAAAAGGGCUGCAAAUGCCAGAUCGCUCGCCGCCACUCCUUCCCGUGCGGAAGCAGCAGCCCAGCCGAGUGCUUGUGGACUGACUUCCUCCUGCGUGUAACCCAUAAAGGGUUUGAUGGACAUUAAAUAGCAGUAAAAACUCCACCUGAAGAAGAUGGCAAAGUCAGCAAAAUAAAUCAUCUCUUUGGAAGAAAGCAACGCUGAGCGUGCGGGUGUUUUCCAUGUUGAGGUUGCAUUUGUGAAAAGUGACGAUUGAUAGCACCUGAGGGUGGGAGAUAAUUGUGUGAGUGAAGGUGAACCAGGUGAAGGCAAUCAUCCAAUUAAGAGUGUGGGAGGAGCUUCCAGCAAUAAAGGCUGCUGACCCCCCCCAAGAAAGUUCACCAGAAUUCUCCUCCAACUGCAAGCCCUGUCUUCUUAGCGCCAUUUCACGCAUGAUGAGUUGUACGGUGAUGAAUUUGGUGCUCCCGCUGGUGCUGCUGUGCACGUGGCGGCUGCAAGAAGGAGCACAAGCCUGCUCGUGCCUUCCUGUGCAUCCGCAGACGGCGUUUUGCCAAGCAGACGUCGUCAUCAAGGCCAUGGUGGUUUCAAGGAAGGAUGUUGGUGGAUUUGACAAACCCAUCAUGUACCACAUCAAACAGGCCAAGACAUUCAAGAGCCCUCACAGCCGUGUGGAUGCCGUCUACACUGCAGCCUCCUCUGCAGCCUGUGGAGUGACUCUGACCAAGGGUGUAGAAUAUCUGAUCACAGGCCGACUGGCGUCUGACAGGUCUCUGCACAUCACUCUGUGCGACUUCAUUGCUCCCUGGGACACCCUGAGUUCUUCCCAAAAGGUCGACUUGGUACAGCGCUAUAAAAGUGGCUGCAAUUGCCAGAUCACUCCCUGCCACGCCACCCCGUGCAGGAGCAGCAGCCCAGACGAGUGCUCGUGGACCGACUUUCUGACAAACUCGGGCGAUAUGCAGCUGGCCAAAUAUUUUGCUUGUCUGAAGACGCGUCACGGCCCUUGUGCCUGGUUCAGGGGGGCCCCAUUGCCCACAAAGAAUUACAUGGGCACUAAAGGCCGUUAA
This is a messenger RNA of Dunckerocampus dactyliophorus (ringed pipefish), 2009 nucleotides long. RefSeq names its product metalloproteinase inhibitor 2-like. The transcript has 6 exons. Gene Ontology annotation, cellular component: extracellular matrix. Bases 1374 to 2009 code for a protein of 211 amino acids. Gene Ontology annotation, molecular function: metalloendopeptidase inhibitor activity; protease binding. The record is from RefSeq and is a predicted model, not a curated record. NCBI's taxonomy places the organism in Eukaryota, Metazoa, Chordata, Actinopteri, Syngnathiformes, Syngnathidae. Gene Ontology annotation, biological process: negative regulation of membrane protein ectodomain proteolysis; negative regulation of endopeptidase activity.